AUUAUUUCGAGCGGGAGGUGGCUUGUACCGCAAAAAAGGUUGCAUUCAUUCGUAAAAAUCUACAUUCUGUGGGUUGGUUUGUUUUUUCCUAUUUACAUACUUUUUGAAGACCUAGUGAGCCACUCGAUAUUUAGGCAAACAAACAAAUGACUUUGCCAACUUUAACGGGCAGUGUUGCCAGCAAAACGCACUACACAUGCGGAAGACUCGGCGGAGCUGGCGAAGAGUUUCAACGGCUUUUCGCACUGAUGCUGCUGCAGAGGGCCACGCGGGAGCGCAAAACGUUCAAACUUGCGUUCGAGUGUAAGGAGGGUGUGAAAUUUGACGACGUGGUUUUGCACCUGGCACAGGAAAAAAAGUGGUGGUUUUUCCAGAACAAGCACUUUAAAAAGAAGGAUCAGCAUAAUAUAAGCCGGAAGUCGUUAGUGUCCCAAUCGGAGAGCAAUGAUUUUGCACUUGCCCAGUACGUUGAGGCUUAUCAACGAGUGAUGCAAGACUUGGAACACAAUGAUGAUGAGAAAUGGUUCUGUCUGUUUACAAAUGUAACGGUCAACGAAGAAGAUGGCUUACAACAGGAAGUGGAAGUUGGCGAAAUUAUCAACUUCGGCAGAGGAAGAUUUAUUCAAUUCAAAGGUUUAGAAGAAGAAAUGAAUGCUUUGAUGAAUUCAGAAUUCUACUCUGUCGGUAACUCAAUAUCCGCCAUGUUUGACGAGGGUAAAGUGGACGAUGUAUUAGAAAAAUACAAGGACAACCUGAGGAAAAUAAUAACUGUUGAAGAAAAUGAGGUGAAACUUACUUCUAACUCUUCAUGUGAAACAUUUUUUCUAAGUGCCUUGAUGGAAACACAUCCCAAACUAAAAAAUCGAUCAACUAACGCCAACAAUGUGAUACAAUUUUGGAAUGAUACGAACAGUUCCUAUGUCGAGCCUUUAGAGAAAAAGAGAAAAAACGAAGCCAAGAAUCAGUUACCUACGCUGACAACCAGGAAAAGCAUUAAGGAGUUCUUUAAAGUAUUUAUAUUUGCACAUUCCCAGCCAGAUGUGGAUGACUUAGCAAGGUGCAUGUUCAAUGAAGGCCAACUUUGGAUGCGCGAGAGGCUCGAGCCGGACAUUUUAGGCAGGUUAACAAAGUGCCAAAUUAUGCAAUUUUUGCACAUACUAAAAGACAAAUUUUCCGACUGGGAAAAAUCCACACAAAACACCAAAAAAUCUUUUUUAAGGUUAGAUACUGGUACAAAGUAUUUAGAAGCGAUUGAAAUUGAACUGCGUAAUGAGGUAAAAAUGUAUGCUAAUCGAUCUUGUGGUAGGUUGGAUGAUCGCUACUACAUAAAAAGAAAAUUGUUUUAUCAGAGCAGUGAGCUAGACGAAACCAAGUUCAUCAAACAAUUAUGCAGUCACUCAGUUCCUGAAAAAUGUUUCAUAAUAGCAGCUGAUCCUGGCAUGGGAAAGACUAUACUCAUGCAAUCAAUGGCAUUUGAAGCGCAAAAAUCAUUUCCAGAAACGGCAGUGUUUUUAAUGUUUUUGAAUCAUUUUCAGAUCAAAAUACCUGACCUUUUUUCUUUAGAAGACUUUUUGCAAUCCAGUUUAUCCCCCGAAAAUGUGGAUCUUGUCAUAAAAAAUCACAGCUGCCCAAAAGUACUAUUUAUGGAUGGUUUCGAUGAAUUGAGCGAACACAAUCAAGGCAAGGUACUAAAAUUAAUUGAUGAUUUACUUGAGAUAAUCAAUACAAAAAUUGUAAUCACUUGUAGAAAUGACGUAAAAGAAAGCAUCCAAACGCGCCUCAAUGGGACGACAAUUUUCAUGAAACAUUUUAAUAAGGACGAACAAGAACAGUUUCUUAAAUCAUUUUUGAAAUUCGGUUCAAAUGAUGAUACUAAUCUCAAAGAGUUUUCAAAAGAAAUUUUAAGUAAAAUAAACAAUGGUAUAGAUUAUGGUGACUAUAAAUUUACCGGUACUCCAAUGACAUUAAGCAUAUUAGCUGAAAUAAUUUUACCUCAUUUCCAAGUAUAUUGUCAAAAAAAACCUCCUCUUGGCCAAUUCAUUCACGGAGAUGAGUUCAACGCCAACAGUUUCUUUGAUCAAUUAGUUACAAAAUUUAUCCAAAUAACGAUGAACAGGAGAUUCAAUGCGAGCAAUGAUUUUGAAUCAAAUCACUUUUUCAACGCUACUUUUAAAGCCAUUGACUAUGAUUACCAAAUACUGGCAGCCAAAAGGAUGUUUUCAGAAAAACUACUGUUAUUUAUGGAAAACGACUUGUUCAAGACAGUUGAAGAAAGGAUUGGUAAGCAACACCAUCAUUUGGUAAAAAUUGAAUCAAAUGUACUGGAAUUCAGUCAUCCUGCAUACGGGGAGUACUAUGCAGCAAAGUUUUUGUUUGAAUACGUGGGUCGAGCUUCAAUUAGUUUUUGCACUCCUGAAAUAUUAGAAGACCUUAAGAAUCAGCAAAAUGUUCGAAAUUUCUUCUUUGGGAUGAUUAAUUCCAUUCCAAAUGAUGCGAACAAACGAAACGCAGAAACGACCACUGAAAAUAACAAUCAGCUUAAAUUAUUACAAGAUUUGGGCCAAGAAGUCUUAUUUUGGUCAUGCGAAAAAGAUUUCGUUAAUGUGCUUAAACACCUUCGAAAGAAGUAUAAGUAUAAAAUGAUAAAGUGCCAAAAUCGGUCCCUCCUAAGUGUUGCAAAAAGUAAUAAAGCUAUAAAAAUACAGAAUUAUUUGACUAAAGAAAUCAAAUGCAACCCAGAAACAGAUGAAACAAACUCUGAAGCAAUCAUCCCGAAUGUUGAACCGAGCACAUCAUCUUCAUCGCAACGUCAAACAAAUUCAAGCCAAAAAUCGGCUGCAACGCAAAAAAGAAAGUCGGGAAAAAUAACCGAUUAUUUCAUUGAAAAGGUUCCGAAAAAGGAAAAAGAUAUACAUGAAUUUUGGAAUAGAUAUAAAGUUUUAAUGGACAAUCAAUUUAGUGAAAAAAUGUUCACAAACUUCUGGAAGGAACUUUGUCAGUUCAAAGACAGUCAAAUCAGUAGUUUGGACUUGGAGGAAAAACUUGGUUCCAAGAAAAUUAUUUCGGAUUACCUGAGUACUAAACAAAGCCUACUUCAUGAAGCUGUUUUGAGCUCAUCUUUUGAAGUUUGUAAGUUUUUUGUCUCAAAUGUCAAAAGUUUAGUCUUAACCGAUAAUGAUGGCAACACUGCACUGCAUUUGGCGGUCAAACAAAUGAAUGCUGCACUCGUUCGUCUGUUGGUUGAUGGUGGUGCCAAUUUAAUAGCAACUGAUGAAUCUGGAAAUACUCCAUUGGAUUUAAUAACCUCUAAACAUUCUUCAGACAUCUUGUUAUGUUUACUAGAAAAAAUGAAAACUUUCGAAGAUUAUCGUUUCAAGGAUUCUUUAAUUUUCCACGCUGCAUCAUUUGGAUGUUUAGAAUCUGUAAAAAUACUCAUAACAAGCGGUAUCAAUGGAAACUCUGAAGACAGUGAAAAAAAUACAGCUUUACACUUUGCUGCUCAAGAAGGGCACAAAAAUAUUGUGGAAUAUUUGCUGAAUAAAGGAUCCGAAAUCAAUUUAGAAAAUCAUAAAGGAAAAACUCCAUUGAUGUUGGCGAUUGAAAAUGGUCACCAUGAAAUUGUACGAUCGUUGAAAGAGCAUUCAGUAAACCACGAUUUAGAUUUCCUACAAACAUUGUUAAAAGAAUCUGUUAUGAAAAACCAGGAAAACGUGUUGAAGUCAUUGAUUGAAGUUGGUGUUGAUGUAAAUUUCCAGGAUGGAAAAACAGGCAAAACUCUUUUUCAUCUUCAUUUGGUGCAGAAUAAUACUUUUCCAAACCCAAACAUUAUUAAGUUGUUGAUAAAAGCUGGCGCGAUAGUUGAAAAAUUUGAUAAUGAAGGCAAUUCCCCUUUACAUCAUGCUUCGAAAUUUGAAGCUAUUUUUCCACUUUUAAUUAAUCACUGUUGUAAAAUAAAUCGAUGUAACUCCAAUAAAGAAACACCACUUCAUUUGGCACUAGAAGCCAAAAAAUCAUUCGCGGCACGAUUGUUGUUAUUUAAGCAAGCUUGUAUUCAUCUUACGGACACAAAUGGCAACACUGCCUUACACGUUGCAUUAAAAAAUAAUCUUCAAGACGUUGCAAAUAUUUUAAUCAAUCUCGACGCAAACGUUAACAGUCAAAAUUCGAAAGGAGAAACUCCACUUCAUCUGGCAGCAAUGAGCGGUAAUUUAGCGACCGCGAGAAGAUUAAUAGAAAAUGAAGCAUAUGUGACUGCAAAAACCAAAGAGGGAAAAACUGUUCGAAAUUACGUGGAGAAAGGCAAAAUGAGUGCAAAUGUUCGGAGGCUACUCAUCAAACUUAUCGAAACAAAAAUGUCAACAAAAAUUAUUACCAUGCACGAAUUGUAAUGCCCAAAGCAUUUAUUUAUUAUUUUUUGCGAAAAAAAGAGAUAAGGAAGCACGUUCUGUCGAUUUUUAAAGAAUUCCAAUCUAACCAGAUUUGAAUUAGCUAUCCCAGAAUUAUGUUUAUUAUUCUUGUAAAUUAAAAUUGAUAUAAAACGUUAUAGUAAAAUGAAUAAUAAUUACAAUAAAUAUAAAUUAUCUUUACAGAAAAGUUCGA
Culex pipiens pallens (northern house mosquito) is the source of this 4599-nucleotide messenger RNA. RefSeq lists its product as uncharacterized. Gene Ontology annotation, molecular function: protein binding. Lineage: Eukaryota; Metazoa; Arthropoda; Insecta; Diptera; Culicidae. The transcript has 3 exons. The record is from RefSeq and is a predicted model, not a curated record. The coding region runs from base 147 to 4388 and encodes 1413 amino acids.